GAACACCAUUAGGAGGAUCCAGACAAUUGAGGAAUCAUUACUAAAAACACACCCCAUGUUCUCACUUUUUUGGCUUUACUAUUGUUUUUUCUUCAACGCUACUCUCUCUCUGUCUGUCUGUCUCUCUCUCUCUCUCUAGAGAGUACUGCUAAUUUUUGUAUGAGUGAAUUCUUGAGCUUUCCAGAAAUUAAAAAAAAAAAAAAGAAAAAGAAAAAAGAAGUAAAGAAAGAGAAAAAAAGAUAUUCUUGAGCUCAUCUCUCACUCAAGAUCAGGAUCCUCAACUUGUUCUUAGCCUCAUUGCCUCCACCUUUUUAUCAUCUUAUCUUUUAGGUUUUCAUUCUUAAUUUCUUUUUGUUUCACAAUGUUAAGUUUGUUCUCUUUGCUACCUAAGCUUCAUCUUUACCCUUUUUGAGUCCUCUGCAUUCACACCCAUCUCAACAACUUCAAUAACCCUAAUUAUCAAAUUUAUUUUAUUUUAUUUAUUAUUUUUUUUUUUUGUGCGCUUUGUGUAGUAUUUAUCUACAACUAAAAUCUUGUGUUAACCUGUAAGCUGUUAAAAAAAAAAAGAAAAAAUCAAAAUCUCAAGGUUUGAUAUAUAAUUUUUUCUUUAUCAUCACUAACAAACCCUUAAAUCUUCUUGGGUUUAUAUAAUCACUAUGUGUUGUAAAAUUUUCAUUUUUUAACCUCAACGCCAUCUCAGACAUGGGUCACACUUCAUUUCAGUUCUGAUGUGAUUUUCUGGGGUAAAAAAGCCGUCGCAUUUUUUCACCCUUUUGUGGAAUUCUAGUUGUUUUCAGAUCAUUCUUUGUUGGGUUUUAAUUUUUUUCUCUGCAUUUCCUAACCAAUAUCUUCAUUUUUGUACCCAUAAUCAUUACUAAAUUUGAGCUCUUGUUAUGUCUGCCUCUGUUUUUUGUCCCAAUUUGGGCACAGUCUAUCUAAACCUCUAGUAGUUUCAGACCCAUUGUCAGUCAAUAAAAGCUCUUUAAUUUUUCUAAGAGUGUUCUAAUUUCAAGUCCCAAAUUGGUGUUACUUUUCACAUGAGCUAUUUGCUUAGAAGAUUGAUAGAGAUUAGAGUAUUAUGGGGUGGUUUUCAGUAGCUUUUGGACUAAUUUUAGUUUCAGUGUCUACAUUUGUCAAUUCAGUGAGUGGGAUUGGUGCUAAUUGGGGCACACAGGCAACACAUCCCUUGCCACCAGGAAUUGUGGUGAAACUUCUGAAGGACAAUGGGAUUCAGAAGGUUAAGCUUUUCGACGCCAAUUACGAUUCAUUAAGAGCUCUGGGUAAUUCUGGAAUUGAGGUCAUGGUUGGUAUCCCCAAUGAUAUGCUUGCUUCUCUUGCUAGCAGUGUGAAGAAUGCUGAGAAAUGGGUUUCCAAAAAUGUGUCUACUCAUAUCACCACCAAUAAUGUCAACAUCAGGUAUGUCGCAGUUGGAAAUGAACCUUUCUUGGAAACAUAUAACGGAAGCUUUCUCACAACAACAUUCCCUGCUCUCCAAAACGUCCAAUCUGCGCUGAUAAAGGCUGGUCUUAGCAACCAAGUGAAGGUCACUGUCCCCCUCAAUGCUGAUGUCUACGAGAGCUCAACUGACGUCCCAUCUGGCGGCGAUUUCCGAGCCGACAUUCAUGACCUCAUGCUUGCCAUAGUCAAGUACUUGAGCGAUAAUGGUGGCCCCUUUACCGUCAACAUCUACCCCUUCAUAAGCCUUUACACAGACUCCAACUUUCCUGUUGAGUAUGCGUUCUUUGAUGGCAAUGCAUCUCCUAUAACUGAUGGCGGCACAACCUAUUACAACAUGUUUGAUGCAAAUCAUGAUACUCUUGUGUGGGCACUACAAAAGAAUGGGUUUGGAAAUCUGCCCAUAAUAGUUGGAGAAAUUGGUUGGCCGACUGAUGGAGAUCCAAAUGCUAACCUAGACUAUGCCAAGCGGUUUAACCAAGGGUUCAUGUCCCAUAUAUCGGGCGGGAAAGGAACCCCAAUGAGACCUGGUCCCAUUGAUGCCUACUUGUUUAGUUUGAUUGAUGAGGAUGCCAAGAGUAUUCAGCCAGGGAAUUUUGAGCGCCACUGGGGGAUAUUUACAUUCGAUGGGCUAGCCAAGUACCAGCUUAACCUCGGUACCACGAAUUUGGGAGCUUUAGUCCCAGGAAAGGGUGUGCAGUAUCUAGAGCGAAAGUGGUGUGUGAUGAAGCCAUCAGUAAGGCCUGAUGAUCCAGACGUGGCACCGAGUGUGAACUAUGCUUGUGGACGUGCUGACUGCACAAGCCUGGGCUACCAGACAACUUGUGGGAAUUUGGAUGCUAGGGGGAACAUUUCAUAUGCAUUUAAUAGUUACUACCAGAUAAAUAAUCAGCUUGAAAAAGCGUGCAAAUUUCCGAACGUUUCAAUGGUCACAAAAACAGAACCUUCAGUCGGAAGCUGCAGAUUCGUGGUCAUGAUCCAACCGUACUAUGGGAGGGCUGAAAGGAGAUUGUGCAGUAUUCAACAAACAUGGGGUUUUGCAGUAGGCCUCAUUCUCUUUUUGUGGAGGGUUCUGUGAGCUCUUGUUUAAUCUUAGUAGUCUGUUUUAUAGGAAUAGUUGUAUAAUAGGGGGAGUAACUUAUGAGUAGCAUAAGCCAAAAUCCAAUUAUAAUUUUGCAAUCUAGAAGACAAAACAUUUACAAUUCUUAGGCAGGAUUGCAGAUAGGUUUGCUUCAAAGUCUUCUUUGUAUGGUAGAUGGAGUUUAUGAAUGAAUAUUUCUGCUAGGCAGGUUUUAAUUGAA
Messenger RNA from Cornus florida, 2756 nucleotides. Its product is annotated as glucan endo-1,3-beta-glucosidase 6-like. Gene Ontology annotation, biological process: carbohydrate metabolic process. Gene Ontology annotation, cellular component: plasma membrane. Gene Ontology annotation, molecular function: hydrolase activity, hydrolyzing O-glycosyl compounds. The record is from RefSeq and is a predicted model, not a curated record. The coding region runs from base 1079 to 2533 and encodes 484 amino acids. The transcript has 2 exons. Lineage: Eukaryota; Viridiplantae; Streptophyta; Magnoliopsida; Cornales; Cornaceae.